This is a messenger RNA of Uloborus diversus, 1278 nucleotides long. RefSeq names its product jerky protein homolog-like. Gene Ontology annotation, molecular function: DNA binding. Lineage: Eukaryota; Metazoa; Arthropoda; Arachnida; Araneae; Uloboridae. The transcript is spliced from 2 exons. The record is from RefSeq and is a predicted model, not a curated record. Gene Ontology annotation, cellular component: nucleus. The coding region runs from base 1 to 1278 and encodes 425 amino acids.
AUGUCUGGAAAGCGAAAAAGAGUUGUUCUUUCGCUAGAAGACAAAGGAAAGAUAUUGAAGAGGCUGAAAAAUAAUGAAGCCGCUUCAAAAUUAGCAGCGGAGUUUGGUGUAGGAAAGUCUACAAUAUCAGAUAUAAAAAAGAAUGAAGAAUCAAUUAUGAAGUAUUUAACGGGACUUGAAAGUGAGCAAGGAAGCUUAGAUAGAAAAUCGAUGAAAAAAUCCUUUGAUGAUAAAGUAGAUAAAGCUUUGCACAUGUGGUUUUUGCAGAAACGCUCAUCUGGUCAUCCCAUUUCUGGACCCUUAUUAUGUGAGAAGGCACUAUUUUUCAACGAAAAGUUGAAUGGAGAAAAUACUAAUACAUUUCAAGCAAGCUCUGGGUGGCUUAGAAAUUUUAAGCUACGGCAUGGUAUACGCGAAAUCGGAUUGCAUGGUGAAAAAUUAUCUGCAUCUACAGAGUCUGCUACGAAAUUCGUAAAAGAAUUUAUUGAAUUUGUAAAAUCAGAAAAAUACGAAGAAUUUAUUUACAAUGCAGAUGAGACCGGCCUGUUUUGGAGAUCUUUACCCCGAAAAACGUUAGCAUCUGGGUUCGAAAAAAGUGCUUCUGGAACUAAAUUAAACAAAGAAAGAAUCACAGUUCUUAAUUGCGCAAAUGCAACCGGUAACCAUCGAAUACCAUUGUUCGUGAUAGGACAUUCAAAGAAGCCUCGAUGUUUUAAUAAUUGGAAAAAUCUGCCAGUAAUUUACACUUCUCAAAGGAAGGCUUGGAUGACAUCAGAAGGUUUCAUUGAUUGGUAUGAUCACACAUUCAUUCCUAAAGUUAAGACACAUCAAGAAGAUAUGAAGAAAGAGGGCAGAGUACUCCUACUUCUUGAUAAUGCACCUUCACAUCCGUGUGCAGAUACCCUUGAACGGGAAAAUGGGAAGUUCCGAGUAAAGUUUUUGCCACCUAAUGUUACAUCACUGAUACAACCCAUGGAUCAGAGUGUAAUCGAGACAUUUAAGCGCUUUUAUAGAAAGCAAAAGGAAAAAAUUGAUACUGGAGCAGAAGCAUCUGAUAAGGAAAAUGAGGAGUGUAAAACUAUAAAAGAGAUGGGAAGAAUCCUAAAUUAUGAGGAAAAAGAAAUUAAUGAGUGGCUAAAUUGUGACAUGCAAGACCCUGGAUAUCAGAUUUUAAAUGACAAUGAGAUUGUGGCUGAGAUUGAAGGCGAAAAUGAAGAAAAUAAAAAUGAAAUUGAAAACGAAUGCUCUGAAAAGGCUCGAAAGGCAAAAAGACGCUGA